AUGAUGAAGUUGUCUGCCACCACCACCAGGGCCCCUGAUUGGACAGCUGCAAAGCCAAUGGGCGUGAGGGGUGUCACAAAAGCCGUAGCCAAUCAGCACGCUCGCUGGCACAGUGGGCGUGGGGAGGUUGUUGCCAGGCGACGGGAGUGCAGGCCGGGUUUGGGGUCUGAGGCCGGUGGGGUCGCUGUGGCCUCCGUGUUCCUCGGGGCUCUCGGGACCUCCAGAGUUCGCCAUGAGCUGCAGAAGCCGCUCCAGAUUAAGGAGCGCGUCUUUCAGCCAGGAUCCGAUGGACACCCUGAUCAGGUGGCCUACAUUACCACGUGGGAGGAUCUUUCACGUAACCCCCCUCCCUGGAUAGAACCCUUCUCCUUCCCGACGGAGCCCAUACGGACCCCGAUACCCCCUCCUCCUAUCCCGGUUGUGCCAACCUCCUCCCUAUUCCCUCUGAAGGAGAUUCGAGGUCCAAAACCUGACAAGCCACCGGUUCUUCCGGCUGAUCAGGACUUUCUGCUCCUUGACUCUCCCCCACCCUAUCUUCCCAGCCAACCUGCUCCCCCGCAGGAACCCCCACUACAACCAGAGCGGGAUGUGCAGCCUUCUGCACCAUCCCCUGAUUCCACGAGGGCAGGGGAAGAAGUCUCAGCGCCUUCCCCGCCCUCCAGCCGCCUGCGCCUCCGUCGGGGGCAGGCAGGGGGCUCGGGAAGCGUCUGGACUUCGCAGGCUUUUCCUCUUCGCUCGGUGGCUGGCCAGAUGCAGUACUGGCCAUUCUCUGCUUCCGAUCUUUACAAUUGGAAAACCCAUAACCCCUCUUUCUCUCAAGACCCCCAGGCUCUGACUGGGCUGAUCGAGUCAAUUUUAUUGACUCAUCAGCCCACCUGGGAUGAUUGUCAGCAGCUUCUGCAGACCCUCCUCACUACUGAGGAAAAGCAGCGCGUCUACCUCGAGGCACGGAAAAACGUCCCUGGAGCAGAUGGCCGACCGACCCUACUGCCAAACGAAAUCGAGGAGGCGUUUCCCUUAACCCGUCCUGAUUGGGACUACACCACCGUUGCUGGUAGGGAGCGACUUCGUCUUUACCGCCAGGUUCUCCUUGCGGGUCUCAGAGGGGCUGGAAAGCGCCCCACCAAUUUGGCCAAGGUACGUGCAGUAGUGCAGGGGGCUGAGGAAACGCCGGCAGGCUUCCUAGAAAGAUUAAUGGAAGCCUACCGUAUGUACACCCCGUUUGACCCCCUGGCAGAGGACCGGCAGGGAGAUGUAAUCAUGUCCUUUAUAGGACAGUCAGCGCCGGACAUCCGCAAUAAAUUGCAGCGGCUAGAGGGGCUUCAGGGAUAUACUAUACAAGAUUUAAUGAAGGAGGCAGAAAGGAUUUACAACAAAAAGGAUCCACAAGGAGCAGGAGGAAAGGGAAGGCCUGCACUGGCCUGAGGGAGGCUCGUAAAUCCCCAGAGGCAGUUAAAACUAAGGUGGAGCCUUCAGGUGUGGCAGCAACCCCUAAAAGCCCAACACUGCCUCAAGGCACUGCGCCUCCAAUUCCGCCCAUGUGGCCACCCCUUUUUGGUUAUUCCCCUCCCUUAAAUCACCCGCCGCCAUCUUGUAAACAGCGUGCCUACCCAACCUCACAGCCAGUCCUACUAGGCCCCGACGUGCACAGUCUUCCCUGUAAAUGGGGGACCACGGCCUUUCUCUGCACUCUCUUCCAGUCAGUGUAGCCUGUUGCACCCUUGCAGACCACAGCCAGAUACUCUAGGGGAGACUAGUCCUUGGGCUGCUUUUUUCCUCUCCAUUUACAAUUCAAUGCUGUCCUCACUAGGAAGAAAAAAUGCCUUUGGCUACCACUGGCCUUACCUAAAGGAACAAAAACCUUCAUCCAUUAACCCUUUCCAACCUAAUGAGUCUUUAUUUGCAGUUAAUGAAACUUUUUCUCCAGCACUACGGAAGCCUCUCAUUCCCUGCCGCUUUGUUUCAGAUGUGUUUCCCUGUCCUAAGCAACGGGCUUCUAUGCUGAUGACCAGCUCUUUUCUGUGCUGCUGUAGUUAACUUAUCUAAGAGUUUGCACGUGUCUUGAAGGUUUCGUGUUUUAUUGGAUUUGUCUGUCUUUAAUGUUUGAGUGAUUACCUAACUCUGAUCAGAUCUGCCCCACAGCUUUGGUUAAAAUAUUCAGGUUAUACGUACUAGUUUUUGGCUAAGCGGUUGACUCUCUAACAGUUUAAAUUCUCAAAUGGAGUCUAACAACUUUGGGACUUCCAGUAGGAUCCCUGGAACUCUCAAAGGAUGGGACUCUAAAUUUGUUAAAGUAACAACUGUUUAAGUCUAUUUAAAUUAUGCAGUGUAUUAAAAUAUUGUAGAUGAUGUCGGACCUAUGUUGUAUUCGUGUUUUUGCUUUCCAGCUAAGGUGGUCUUACAAGUUUUUAUAUGUCCUUAAUAUGCUUUAAACUUGUUUCUUUUACAGAUCUGCUUUUGCAAAAACUAUAGUGUCUCUUUUUAACAGUGUCUGCUUAGUGGGUUACUCUGCCAUUUCUAAAGUUAGGUCAUGUAAGCUCUUUUUAGCUCUGUUAAAUAGUUCUAAGUUAUGUGCGGAUUUUGUGUGCUAACUCUUAUGUUCAAGGUGUUUAUUUCUGGUUUCCAAGGUAAUCUAGUGUGUACUCCAAAAAAGCCUCUUUUGGAUGAGCCUUAAUGGACUCUUUCCCUACCUCUUCUCUCUUCUUGGACUGCUUCUUGCCCUGCUUUUAAUCCUUGCUAUUGGCCCAUGCAUAACGAAUAGGCUUAGGCAACAAGGGUAAGACAGGUUGAGGUUCAUUACCAAAGGCUGCUAGCCACAGAGGGCUAUGAUCCCCUGAACUGGGGAAGCACCCCCGGUGCUCUCCACAUUGCCAAUGACGGGUAAGAUUCCGGAUGGACCGGAACAACCUAAGACAGGCGGUGGAGAAAGCUCACCACGCCCCCAUAAUUACAAGUCACGCGACACCCCAAGACGGGUAAAGCACCCAGCGUCCUGCACCAACCUAAGACAGGGCUCAUGGCCAAGCUGCCUGGGUUACCAAUGACGGGUAAGGGCAAGGACGGCUGGGGGCAACCUAAGACAGGGACCGCGUGCUAAAACAAAAAGGGGGAAUCUGUGGGGCAUGAGCGCGGCCAGGCCAGGCCAGGCCAGGCCCGGGGGCUCUGCAUGUGCAGCUACUCCAGGGUGCCCCCGACCGAACUGCGCGAAACGAAGCCACGCGGAGCCAAGUAAGAUGGCGCCCAGAGGAAGUAAGAUGGGUGGAAUCCAAAGUUGUUUACCACUAAAACUAAUUGGCUGCGCAACAACAAGGGAGGUAACAAAACUAGUAACAAGUGUAUAGACAUAGGGCUAGUCCUAUAAAAAUCCCCCCCCCAAGGUGUUUUUUAAGUGAUUGAUUGGUCCUUAGCCCUGCCCCAAUGACUCUGCAGUUUUGUGUUAUAAAAGGUACUAUUAUGCAGAAGGUGACUGAGUCCUUGCUAGACUUGACUCCCCGCUGCGUCUGAUUGUCUCCGGGACCAGGAGGCUGGGGAACGGGCGAGCGGCGCGCACUUACCUUUCCUCGGACCCAGUCCAUCCUUGUACGGGUGGACUAAGACCCAACAUCUGGCGCCUUGACCAAAUUAGCGUUGGAGACUGGCGUUAAAGACUGGGUCCAACUCCUCCCUAUGGUGUUGUUCCGGGUCCGAAACACGCCCUCUCAUUGCGGACUGACACCAUGCGAGGUCCUUUGUGGAGGGCCCCCACCAAUAGCAGGCUUGCUUGACCUUGCCAGUGACUCCGUUGCCGAUG
Lepus europaeus (European hare) is the source of this 3790-nucleotide messenger RNA. RefSeq lists its product as uncharacterized. The transcript is spliced from 2 exons. The record is from RefSeq and is a predicted model, not a curated record. Gene Ontology annotation, biological process: virion assembly. Bases 1 to 1425 code for a protein of 474 amino acids. NCBI's taxonomy places the organism in Eukaryota, Metazoa, Chordata, Mammalia, Lagomorpha, Leporidae.